Messenger RNA from Helianthus annuus (common sunflower), 1112 nucleotides. RefSeq lists its product as uncharacterized. NCBI's taxonomy places the organism in Eukaryota, Viridiplantae, Streptophyta, Magnoliopsida, Asterales, Asteraceae. The record is from RefSeq and is a predicted model, not a curated record. The transcript has 4 exons. The coding region runs from base 139 to 825 and encodes 228 amino acids.
GCCAGCCAGCCAAACAGGGCCUGUUGUAAUCAUCAUCAUCAUCUCUAUUGGUGAGGUUUUUGUUUUGUAUUCCAUCUAUCGACUAUCAGAGUGUGUUAGUUUAUUGAUGAUUGCAGAGUGAGUUAGGUUAGGGUUGAGAUGGGAUCAAGAGACGGUGAGAUGGAGAAAGGGUUGCUGUGUGAAGGUGAAGAUGAGGAGGUAUUGUAUUCCGCCAGCUUCUUGGAAGCAGAGGAUGGUUUCAUAAAGCUAAAGACGACACAGUGGAUUCUCUAUUCCUUGUUACUGAUGUUGGCUUGGGGAUUGGGACUGGCGAUGCUUCUCUAUUUACCCCUGCGUCGAUACAUACUUCGUACCAUGAUUCGUUCAAGAAACCUCUAUAUCACCCCCGAUGCCAUUGUCUACAAAGUCACCAAGCCCCUUCCCUUCCCAUGUUUUGGGGUGUUGAAGAAAGAGAAACAUGUGUUGCUGGCUUCUGUUGCUGAUGUCGUCAUUGAACAAGGGUAUCUGCAGUCUCAGUAUGGCGUCUACUCCAUUAGAAUUGAGAAUGUUGACGUAAGAAGGCCACCGAGCGAUGAUGUUCAAAUCGAAGGCGUUACCAAUCCUCAGGCAUUCAGAAAGGCUGUUUUGACGCGCCUUUCGGAUAUGAGAACUCAGGCCUUGUCAUGUAUCCUGGAAGAUGCUGCUACUGCUUCUUCUGAAAAUUUCCAGUCACCGAUGGCUAAUGCUGGUGAGUUUGCAAUACUACAAAAGCUAGACGAAGUUGGGAAUUCUCUCAAGAGAGUCCAAUCCUUGAUUGAGGAGCGACAACCAAAGACAUCUGACUGACGAAGUAAGGUGUGUGCUUUGUUUCCUGCUAAACCACCAAAUCACUGAAUAAAAUGGUUAGCAGCAGGUCGAGUGUUGUAGUAUAAAGCAGGAAGAAUCAAGACUUGAGGUUUAAGGGUGAGAUAGAUCUGAACUGAAGGUGAUGGAUUGAAAUGAUGUAAUUGUAAUCAUUUGUUUUCUAUAUACACAUAGGUUCAUGAAACCACAUAUUCACGCAUUCACUAUUUUGCUCCAUUCUUGGACAUAAAUCAUCGAUUAUCAUUUGGAAUGAAUGAUACCUUAAAUCA